Molecule: messenger RNA, 2268 nt
Organism: Rodentolepis nana
Lineage: Eukaryota; Metazoa; Platyhelminthes; Cestoda; Cyclophyllidea; Hymenolepididae
Source: the annotation of a GenBank genome assembly
AUGAACACUCUCCGAACAGCUCAUUGCCCUCUUGGCGUGGUCCCUACUGCUGGUCCUCCAUCAAAUGCCUUCAACUCUUCUUCUUCUUCAGCUUCACUUCUUGAAGCCCAUCCUGCGUGUCUUUCCCUGUCGCACGAAGCGAUUACAUUAUCAACACCGAAAGCUGCUGCAGCCGCUUCCUGGAAAGCUCUAGCAAGUUUGCCCGAUGCACCUCCUCUUUGUCAGCAGUCUAACGUUCUUUCCAAGCGGGUGCCAGUUGCUUCUCUAUCGGAAUGGCUUUCGGCUCUCCUUCCUCAGGCUUCCGCCUCCUCCUCUGAGACCUCUGCUCAUUCCUCUCCGACUCGGUCCUCCGGACCACUGGUUCCUGCUCUUGGCCCGACUGACUGCACUGCCAUUCGUUCGCCUCAACGGAAAACCGAGUGCACUGCCAGUAUUGGAUGCGAAUACUGUGUUGUGGAAUCCGAUGGCCAAUCUGUGCUGAAUGAAGGAUUUUGUGCACCGAUGGGAGUCUGUUUUGGAGGAGUAAUUGGGACACCACUAAGCUUCUUUGACGAGAAACGACCUCCUCUAACUUCUCCACCAUUUCCACCACCUCCGCAUAUGAUGAUGCCACAGCCUUCCCUUGAAAAUCCUUUGCCAUCUUCUGGAAGUUUCUACAACUUUCAGAAGAAUGGUGGUGCUGGUGAUUCUCAAUCAGCCGCUGCUGCAGCACAUUUCUAUCAUUACUAUUAUUACUAUCAUUAUUAUCACAACCAACAGCAGCAAUUGGGGGGAAAAUAUCGUGAAGAUGAAGAUCUCCAUGCCUCACCAUAUAUCCUUGCCAGGCAUUACAUUGGCAAUGGAGAGAGGAGUGAUCUACUUGUUGGAGGAGGGGGCGUUGGGAGUGGAUUGUUGGCAGCUUGGACAAAUGCAAAUCCAGUAGGACCCGUUGCAGGUGCUGUGCUGGCAGUUUUCAUUGUCCUUCUACUGGGUGUCUACUGUCUAAGACAUCAGGCUGCCAAUAGAGCACGGCAGAGUGCAGCGGCGGGUGCAUUAGCCGCUGGAAAUGGUGGAGAUUGUGUAAUAACUGAACUGUUAAAUGGAGACGGGGACACUGAUUGCGAUCCCAAUCAUCAGGCAGGAUGUGGGAAAAGUCAUUCGGGCGAUAAAGUUUGCUGUUGUGAAAGACCCCUAGAAAGUGGUACAGAUGAUGACAAGUCGCCGCCGACUGCAGGUGCUGUAGCUCUUCUCGUUAAAGCGACAAGUGCUUCAUCAACAGCAGGUAGCGGAAUCGAUGAGCCGAGUAUUUCUGCUUGUGAUAGCGGGUCCGAACAUCAUGCUGUUUCUUCUCUGCGUCCAACUACCCCUUCUGCGUUUGGUCCCUCCACCUUCUCUACAGUCUCUCCAGGCGCAUCGGGGACUGCAGCAGCAAUUAUCAUCGAAGGUGUUGGGGUCUUCGUGAAAAGUAAUGUAUUUUCGAGCGAACAGUUAGCUCAAGUGCCCGAAGAAAAAGCCGAGAUGCCUCUUGCGGAGUUUGUGACUGAUCCCACGGCAGUUAGUCCCUAUCGUGUUACUGAGAGCAGCACAGUGGCUACAGUCAGACCUCCAGGAACAGACGAUCAGAUUACAACAGUGUCUUCAUCUGCUGCCACCACAACGGAUCAUGGAUAUGUGAGCAAUGAUAGACCAAGCUCCAGUUGUGCUGAAUCUUCAUCUCUUACUGACUCAUUCGUUCUUGGGCCAUCAGUUUCAAGCGGAGAAAAGCCCACCCGUGAUGGUGAGCCGCCACUAAUUCUUGGCAAUGAUUGCGAAACCGGCGCAGCUUCCGUAACAAGUGGAGGUGGCCCUUGGAUAGGUACUCUAAUUCUUGGACCAGGAAUGGACGACGUGAUGUGUGCAGAGGAGUUGGAAAAUCAACUCAUGCUACUUUCGGCAAAAAGAGCCCAGCAACUUCAGCCUCAGUUGCAUCACUCUUCACGUAAUCAUUUUCUUCCCUCCUGGAGAAAGGCCUACCAACAUUAUAGACAACUACAUCAUCAUCAGGGUAUAUCACAAUCUCAACAUCAGAGGCAUGGAAACCAGCAAUUGGAAUCAAACGACCCUCUUCUUGGCCCAUCUUCCUCUUUUACUCAUAGGACAUCCUCACAAAGUCGUAGUUCAGGUGUGCUGGCUAGAUUCCCUGUUCUUGUUCAACCCCCGCCGCCACAAGUUUCCCUUCGACGGGCAGCACAGCAGACACAAUCUUCUCAACAGAAUACAUCUACUCAUACGGGAGAUAAUAUUGUUUGA